Molecule: messenger RNA, 906 nt
Organism: Arabis nemorensis
Lineage: Eukaryota; Viridiplantae; Streptophyta; Magnoliopsida; Brassicales; Brassicaceae
Source: the annotation of a GenBank genome assembly
AUGGUGACGUACAUGGGCGCUUUGUUCUACGGAGUAGGAGGAAUAGUCGUCGCGGGAGUGGCUCUGCUCGUUGCGUUUCAGGAGAAGCUUGUCUACGUUCCGGUGCUUCCUGGUUUAAGCAAAUCCUAUCCGAUCACACCCGCUAGGCUCAAUCUCAUCUACGAGGAUGUUUGGCUUCGAUCCUCCGAUGGCGUACGACUCCACUCUUGGUUCAUCAAGAUGUUCCCUGAAUGUCGAGGUCCAACCAUUCUAUUUUUCCAGGAGAAUGCCGGAAAUAUUGCUCAUCGUCUGGAGAUGGUUCGCAUCAUGAUACAACGCUUGAAUUGCAAUGUGUUCAUGCUCUCAUAUCGCGGCUAUGGGGAAAGUGAUGGUUCUCCUUCACAGCAAGGAAUCAUAAAAGAUGCUCAGGCUGCAUUGGAUCACCUUUCUCAAAGGACUGACAUUGCUACAUCCAGAAUAGUUGUAUUCGGGAGGUCACUUGGGGGAGCUGUUGGAGCUGUGCUUACCAAAAACAAUCCAGACAAGGUAUCUGCAUUGAUUCUGGAAAAUACUUUCACAUCCAUUCUUGAUAUGGCUGGUGUUUUGCUACCGUUCUUGAAGUGGUUUAUUGGAGGAAGUGGUAGUACAAAGAGCCUGAAAGUUCUUAAUUUUGUUGUACGCUCCCCCUGGAAUACAAUCGAUGCUAUCGCUGAGGUGAAACAACCGGUGCUUUUCCUUUCUGGACUGCUAGAUGAGAUGGUCCCUCCAAUUCACAUGAAAAUGCUGUAUGCGAAAGCGGCUGCGCGUAACUCUCAGUGCACCUUUGUGGAGUUUCCAAGUGGGAUGCAUAUGGACACAUGGCUGUCUGGUGGUGAGGUUUACUGGAAAACAGUCAUGCAGUUCCUUGAAAAACACGCACCUGCGUAA